Molecule: messenger RNA, 1998 nt
Organism: Lolium rigidum
Lineage: Eukaryota; Viridiplantae; Streptophyta; Magnoliopsida; Poales; Poaceae
Product: mitogen-activated protein kinase kinase kinase 18-like
Exons: 4
Coding region: 115-1998 (627 amino acids)
Biological process (GO): protein phosphorylation
Molecular function (GO): ATP binding; protein kinase activity
Source: RefSeq, a predicted model, not a curated record
UCCUGCCCCCAAUUCCAAUUGCGUCCACCACUCCGAAACAAGAAGCAGAGCACACGCCACCGCACCGCGCUUCAGCCGUUCUUGCGGCGGCGGCGGCUGCAAGAAUCCGCAAGAAUGGGCGUCGUGGAGUGGACGCGGGGUCCGACGAUCGGCAGGGGCUCCUCCGCCACUGUGUCGCUCGCCGUCGAUCGCCUGACGGGCGAAUUGUUCGCUGUGAAGACCGUGGGCGCCGACCGGGCUGCCGAGCUGAAGAGGGAGCAGAGCAUCCUGUCCGGCCUGAGCUCCCCCUACGUCGUGCGCUGCCUUGGCUCGACAGUGUCCGCGUCCGAGGACGCGAGCGGCGCCUACGACAUGCUGAUGGAGUACGCGCCCGGCGGGUCGCUGGCCGACGAGAUCAGGCGCCGCGGCGGGCAGUGCGAGGAGGCCCUGAUCCAGUCCCGCGCGCGCGACAUCCUGCUGGGGCUGGCGCACGCGCACGACGCCGGGGUCGCGCACUGCGACGUCAAGAGCCGGAACGUGCUCAUCGGGGCAGACGGACGCGCCAUGAUCGCCGACUUCGGGUGCGCGCGGCGGACGACGGGCGGCGGCAUUGCGGGUGAGCACCGUGUGAUGGGCACGCCGGCGUUCAUGGCACCGGAGGCCGCGCGGGGCGAGGCGCAGGGCCCGGCCGCGGACAUCUGGGCGCUCGGCUGCACGAUCAUCGAGAUGGCCACCGGCGCCGCGCCGUGGCAGCGGUUCGCCAGCACCGUGGCGACGCUGCACCACGUCGCGUUCUCGGGCGAGGCGCCGGAGCUCCCGCGGUGGCUGUCAGAGGAAGGCAAAGACUUCUUGGGCAGGUGUUUGCUCCAGGACGCCGCAAAGCGGUGGACGGCGGAGCAGCUGCUCGAGCACGAGUUCGUGGCAGCAGCCGCUGUGUUGCCAUCCAGCUCCGUGCAGGGGAUCGCUGAGAAGGGGAUGUUCGUGUCCCCCAAGAGCGUCCUGGACCAGGCAUUGUGGGAGGACGACGAGGACACGACGGCGGACACCGCUACCGCCUGCCCCAUCGACAGAGUCCGCGGCCUGGCCGCCGGCGCGCCGGACUGGACCUGGGACGCGAGCUGGAUCACGGUCCAUUCCUCCGGCCCUACCGUCCACGGCGACGACGAGCGCGCAAUGUCGCCGGAGGCGGAUACCGACGGCGAUUCUCCCGUCGGCGGCAGCAGCAGCUCCGCCGGGCGUGUGGCUGACGCUGGGGCCUCGAACAGCCAGGCCUCAUCACAUGCCGAUGGCGAUCGUCACAAUGACACGAGCAGCUGUAAAUGUAAUGGGGAGCGGAGUGAUGAUGGUGAUCACGUGAUUAGUAGCGAUUGUACAGCCAUUCUUCCAAUCACAAGCAAUGGAUUCUUUUCGGAUAUGUUAUUGGUCACUGACUCGUGGGCCAUUGACCAGGUCAUCCGCCACGUUGCUUUUGACCGUGGUCAAAAUCGUGGACGUGGCCAGAGAGCUCCCUGCCGGCGGCCAGUGAAGGAUGGCGCCGACCCAGGAGUGCUCCCGCGGGUGCGUGUGCGUGAUUGUUCGAACCGGGUCACUGUGGAUACAGCUCGUCGAAAUACACCACCUGGCGAAAAUUUGGGUCAAAACGGUGCUCUGAGCAGUUCUUAUGAUCCCUCACAAGUUUCAGUCAGCCCCAGGUUCGGCGCCAGGUGCGCCAGUUUCUGCUCCGAGCGCUGCGUCACACGGUCCCGCCUCGAGCGCCUCGUCACGCGGUCCCGCCUCGUCUGCACGUACUCCGGCCUCUGGAUCCUCUGUGCCGCGCUCUUCCUCUCCUUCGGCAACACCACCAGCUGCUCGUGGCGCAGCAAAUCCUGCCGCAGCAUCUCCUGCCCCGACAGCGUCGGGACCUGCAGAUUCUUCGCCGCGCAGCAGCUCCACCGACUCCCCGGGAUCUUCCGCGCCCUCAGAUCGUGUGCCUCCGUCUGUGGCUUCUCCUCCUCCGCGCCCAAAUACACGCGCGUCUAA